Molecule: messenger RNA, 2757 nt
Organism: Dermochelys coriacea (leatherback sea turtle)
Lineage: Eukaryota; Metazoa; Chordata; Testudines; Dermochelyidae
Product: HLA class II histocompatibility antigen, DM beta chain
Exons: 6
Coding region: 834-1616 (260 amino acids)
Biological process (GO): immunoglobulin production involved in immunoglobulin-mediated immune response; antigen processing and presentation of exogenous peptide antigen via MHC class II; positive regulation of T cell activation
Cellular component (GO): MHC class II protein complex; membrane
Molecular function (GO): MHC class II protein complex binding
Source: RefSeq, a predicted model, not a curated record
GGUCAGGACUGCGGGACCUGCCUGCACAGUCCGGAGCCAGACCCCAGGGAUCCCAGUGGGAGAUCUGCCCCCCCAGAGCCCGGGAUCCCAGUGGGAGAUCUGCCCCCCCCCGAGUCUGGGCUCCCAGAGAGAGAUCUGCCCCCCCAGAGCCCGGGAUCCCAGUGGGAGAUCUGCCCCCCCAGAGUCUGGGCUCCCAGAGAGAGAUCUGCCCCCCCAGAGCCCGGGAUCCCAGUGGGAGAUCUGCCCCCCCAGAGUCUGGGCUCCCAGAGAGAGAUCUGCCCCCCCAGAGCCCGGGAUCCCAGUGGGAGAUCUGCCCCCCCCAGAGUCUGGGCUCCCAGAGAGAGAUCUGCCCCCCCAGAGCCCGGGAUCCCAGUGGGAGAUCUGCCCCCCCAGAUCCCGGGAUCCCAGAGAGAGAUCUGCCCCUCCAGAGCCCGGGCUCCCAGAGAGAGAUCUGCCCCCACAAAGCCAGGGAUCCCAGAGAGAGCUCUCCUGCAACAGACCCAGAGAUCUCCAGCACCCCCAACAAGCCAGGGAUCCUGUGGGAUCACCCCAAAGCAGCUGGAAUCCAGCAGCAGAGAAGUCUGACGCCCAGGAUCCAGAGAGAGCCUCUCCCGGAGCCCCUGGGAUCCAGCGAUCUCCCCCCACAGAGCCGGGGAUCCCAGGGCAGGGAGAAGGACCUGUGGGACCCCGAGAGAUCCUCCAGCCAGAGAUCCCAGAGCACACCCGCCACAGAGACAGGGAGCUGGAAACGUGCUUCAAGGAGCAGAGACCCCCGAACCGAGCCGGGGACCCCGCACCACAGACCUGCCCUGGCCUGGGACCGAGGGGCCGCCAUGAAGCUGGUGCUGUGGCUGCUGUCCAUGGCUCUGAGCCACCACGGAGCAGGUGGGUUCCUGGUGCACCUGGCCAGCGAGUGUCCCCUGGCAGCCAACGGCUCCGUGCUCUGGUUUGGCUUUGCCUUCGUCUUCAACAAGAACCCGCUGGUGUGUUACAACGACCACGACCAGCUCUUCGAGGCCUGUGACAUGGGGCUGCUCCACGACGUGGCCGUGGACAUGGCCACCCAUCUCAACUGGGACGCUGACUGGCGCCAGCGCAUGGCAGGGGGGCGCCAGGCCUGCCAGAGCCAGAUCCAGCGGCUCUGGAGCCGCACGGGGCAAAGGAAGACGCCUCCUAGUGUCCGCAUCGUCUCCAUGGCCCUGUCGAACCCCGCGGGGACCAUGCACCUCACCUGUUACGUUUGGGGCUUCUACCCGGCGGACGUGCGGGUCACCUGGCUGCGGAACGGGAGCCCCGUGGAGCCCACCGAGAACGGCCUGAGCCCGGCGCUGGCCAACGGCGACUGGACCUACCAGACCCACGUCAGCCUGCUCACCACCCCCAAGCCCGGGGACACCUACACCUGCCACGUGCAGCAUGCCAGCCUGCCCGAGCCCCACCAGGAGGAGUGGGGGCCCAGCCUGUCCCCAGGGCUGACGGUCAAGGUCAGCGUGGCUGUCGUGGUGCUGAUCGUGGGCCUCAUCGUCCUGGGCAGCGGCCUGGUCUCCUGGUGGAGGGCACCUGCCCCGGGUUAUUCUCCCCUCGCAGGGCACAACUAUGCAGGAGGCAGCACCUAACACCCCUGGGCACUGAGACCCCUGGCUCCAGCCCCCCAGCCCCAGUGGAGGAUCCCGACUCAUCCUGUCUGUCAGCCCCCCAGCUUAGCCACCCAUCCCCAUGGAGUUUCGAUCCAUGGGACCGAGACGGAACAUGUCUCCGUGCCAGCCGGGCACCGCAGUGAGGACGGCUCAGACGAGAUCCCCCAUGGAGCCUGUACAGCCCAGCACCUCCUGCUCCCCUCCCCCCACCGUGGCUGUAUAUACUGGGACCUAUAGAUGACUAUAGAGACCUCCCCUUCCCAACUCCAAGCACCAGAUGCAAGUAGGACAAAAUAACAAUAUAAUGACCUGAUUGCUGGCCUCAAGCCCCAUCCCAAAUUAGAGCUGACUACACUAUAUAGACCAGAGGGCCAAUACAGAGAUAUAAUGACCUGAAUACAGAUCCCCUACACAACCCAUUCUCAACUUCUCAACUCCGAGCCCCAGAGCCCAUACAGACUGCCCCCCCACUCUUGCACACUACACUUGUAUAGUGGGGCUAUAGGUGGAUAUAGGGACCAGACCCUGCCACCCCCUCCAGAGAGAGAGCCCCUGAGACCACAAGGACUGCCCCCCAUGUACCCACUGUGUAUAGCAGGGCCCUUAAAGGGCUAGAGGAACCCCAGGAUAGACCCCCAUCCCCAUAGACUUGGAGUCCUCUGCCCUGUACAGCUCAGUGGGGCAAUACAGGGAUAUAAUGAUCUGAUCAGAUCCCUAACCUCUUCCCAGCCCCCCAGAUCCCUCAGCAUUGGGGGAUGUGCCCAAAUCCCCACACCCGGUACAAUCCCACUCCCCCCACCAGGGGUCACCCUAGACCAGGGCUCCCACCUGAUUCAUCAUACAAUUCCCCCAUUACUCACCCAGCCACCCCUCAAGCCUGGCAGCCAACACCCCCUCUUCCCCCCCAUUAGCCCCUCCUCCUCCCAGGCAGGCAGAACAUCCUCACACCCCCACCUGGCAGACAAGCCCUGGCACUCUCCACCCCGGGGUGGGGCGCGGGCAGGGCUAUAGGGAGUGGGUGCCCGAGUCAGGGUGCUGACCGCGUGUGGUGUAUACGGAGAGGGUGGCUGUUGUAAUCUGCUGCCCCCCCAUUAAAGAUCCUCUCUGGUGCAGCAGGGAA